This is a messenger RNA of Rhodofomes roseus, 1864 nucleotides long. RefSeq lists its product as uncharacterized. The record is from RefSeq and is a predicted model, not a curated record. The transcript has 3 exons. Gene Ontology annotation, molecular function: nucleic acid binding. NCBI's taxonomy places the organism in Eukaryota, Fungi, Basidiomycota, Agaricomycetes, Polyporales, Fomitopsidaceae. Bases 136 to 1644 code for a protein of 502 amino acids.
GUCACCACCUCUGAGCAAGCCCGGUGAUACGGCUGUCACUGACUCUUCGCAUUGUUGUCGCUCACUCGGACAACACACACUCAGGUUGUCCAUCUUCAGACCCGGAGAAGACAUCACUAGUAGAACACGUCUACGAUGGGCCUUUCAGGCCGGAAAACGAAGCAGCGCAUUGGCGCAGAUCCCCGAAACCUCACAUGGGCAAACGAUGCGAGCAAGUUCGGCACUUCAUACCUCGAAAAGUUUGGCUGGGCCUCAGGCUCGGGCCUCGGUGUGUCCGGCGAGGGGCGCACCAAUCACAUCUCCGUAUACCAGAAGCUCGACAUGCUCGGUAUUGGCGCGGACCACAAGAAUAACGAGGACGGGACGGCAUGGAAGCAGGGAAAGGACUUUGAGAACCUGUUGCGGAGGCUGAACGCCGAUGCGGGCGAGGAGGGUGCAGCGGAUGUCCCUAAGAUUGACGGCUUCGUGCGGCCGUCCGCACAGGCUGAGGAGAGUGCGCAGGAGCCAGAGGAGGAGGGCGGCGAGGAGGAGGAGAAACCACGGAAGAGGAAGAAGAGGAAGCACGAUCAGGGGGACGACGAUGCCGAGUCGGAGGAUGGUCAGGAGGAGAGACGCAAGAAAAAGAAGGACAAGAAGGAGAAAAAGGAGAAAAAGGACAAGAAAGGGAGAGCGAAGGAGGAGGAGCCCGCUGCCAAGGAGAGCAAGAAAGAGAAAAGGCGCAAGCGCGAAGCCAGCGACGACCAAGAUGCUAUCUCCUCGGGCAAAAGUAGUGUUUCGACCACCGUAGCAGCGGAAGCUAUGGCCGCCGCGAAAGCCCCGGUGGUUGUGCCACGCCCUGUGCGUGCACAUCGCGCCCGUCAUAUUGCAAUGAAAGGAAUGGCAUCCAAGUCUGCUACAGCAAUUGCUGAAAUCCUCGGAGUCUCGUCGUCGCCAUUCGUUGCCACGCCGUCUCUGACUGAUACACCCGAUCCCUCCUCAUCUUCUACCGUUCUCGAUACCCCCGCAUCAGGCCCUGACGCCUCUGCUGUGCCCAAAAUGCAAGACCUGACGACUUCGAGCAAGAGCGUCAUGGACUACUUCCGCGAGAAGCUCGCCGCGAAGAGCAACCGCACGUCUGAGUCCUCGACCCCUGCCGCCGCGGAGACGCCGUCUAGCGAUGACUACGACGAUCGUCCGAGGGGCGGUCUCGGAUUGGGUGCCUCGAGGCCGCGCGUGGAGACGGUUGAGGCGGAGGACUAUACUGACCGCCCGAGAGGCGGCCUCGGCUCGUCCAAGCUCUCGAUGUCGUUCGUACAGUCCUCGACCCAGGUAGCGGUGGAGGAGGCUGGGGAGUGCGAAACGUCUCAGGCACAGCUUGACGAGGACGAGUCACAGCCCAAGCGAAAGUCGAAGAAACGGAAACACAAAGACGCAGGAUGCGAUGCUCCUGCGACCACACCAGACUGCUGUGAGGGCUUCUCGUCUUCUGUGGUCGAACGGAAGAAGAGGGAGAAGGGGAAAGCGCCCUCAUCCAGCGAUGAGGUCCGACCACCGGACUUGGAACCGCAGAAGGAAAAGAAGCGCAAAAAGUCAAUGGACCAGUCGGACGCCGCCGUAGCGGUGGACACACGGAAGAAGCGGAAGAAGAAACACGAGGCAGAGUGAUGGUCAUAGGGGUGUGCGUUGUCUGCUGCUCAGUCAAGGAUGUCUUCCUCUGUGCUCGUAUGUGGUAUGAUGUCACGCCUCACGAUCCAAUUCUUAACAUUUCAGGUUAGGGCGGUGGCAACUUCCCUAAUAUGAAUCAUCUUCCUCCUUCACAUCGUAGUGAGUGAAGAACAGCCGUGGCAGCGCCUUGCACUGGGAUGUCGAUUGGCCGCGAUAUAUA